GCUACUGCACUGGAUGGGGAGACCCACAUUACAUGACUUUUGACGGACUGUACUACAGCUAUCAAGGGAAUUGUACAUACGUCCUUGUGGAAGAGAUUUAUAAGAAAGUUGACAACUUUGGUGUCUACAUUGAUAAUUACCAUUGUGAUACACGGGAUGUAGUCUCCUGUCCUCGAACGCUCAUUGUGAGACAUGAGACUCAGGAAGUCCGCAUAGCAACAGUCAAACCAAAUACUCUACAAGUAGAGGUGACAGUAAACAAACAGGCAGUGGCUUUGCCUUAUAAAAAAUUUGGCUUGAGCAUCUAUGAGUCAGGCAUAAAUCGUGUAGUGGAAAUUCCUGAACUAAAAAUGAAUGUGACCUACAAUGGCUUGUCCUUUUCUAUCAGAAUGCCUUACAGCCUGUUUGGAAACAACACUCAUGGACAGUGUGGUACUUGCAAUAACAACACGGCAGAUGACUGCAUGCUGCCGAAUGGAAAUAUUGCAGAAAACUGUGAAACCAUGGCAGAUCAUUGGCAAGUUGUUGAUCCCUCUAAACCACAGUGCUCUCCAGGCCUAAUUCCUACAAAAGCACCUAGCACAACCCCAAUGCAGCAUUGCAAAGAAUCUUCCAUCUGCAAGCUUCUUUUGGGAAGCGUGUUCGAGCCAUGCCAUAGCUUUGUCCGGCCUGAAAAGUACUAUGCAGCCUGUGUUUUUGAUAGUUGUGUACUUCCCAACUUAGACCUGGAAUGCUCAAGUCUUCAGACCUAUGCUGCCACAUGUGCUGACCAAAGUGUAUGCAUUGAUUGGAGAAGUCAUACCAAUGGUGUUUGUUCUUACAAAUGCCCCUCAAAUAAAGAAUACAGAGCAUGUGGUCCUAUUAAAGAGAUAACCUGCAAAUCAAGUCAACAAAACGAAACCUCAGCUAAACAAGUGGAAGGCUGUUUCUGUCCUAGUGGAACAAUGCUGUAUGACUCUGGUGUGGAUGUCUGUGUGAAAACCUGUGAAUGCAAUACAAGCUUGUGCACAUCUAAAGCCCCCAAGUGUACACUGGGAUUUGAAGUUCAUUCUCAUAUUCCCAGUGGUCAGUGCUGUCCUGUGUAUGAGUGUGUUCCCAAGAGGGUUUGUGUACUUCAGAAUGCUGAGUUCUUGGGAUAUGAACAUCAGCCAGUAAAAGGUGAAUGUUGUGGAAGAUGUGUGCAGACUAAGUGUAUUAUAUCUACAGCAAGCAAUUCUGACCUCAUCUUGAGUCCUGGAGAGUUUAAAAAUGAUCCUUACAACAACUGCACCAUUUAUAGCUGUGUAAAUAUCCACAACCAGCUUAUCUCUUCCACAUCUGAGAUUACCUGCCCAGCAUUCAAUGAGGACAGCUGCAAACCUGGAACUAUUUCAUUCUUACCUAAUGGUUGUUGCAAAACCUGUGCACCUCUGGAGAGCUCCACACCAUGCUCUGUCCAUCAAAGGAAAGACUUCAUCGUUUAUAAAGGCUGCCGUUCUGUGGACAGAGUUGUCCUGACUGAAUGUGAAGGAACAUGUGGAACUUUCUCACU
Molecule: messenger RNA, 1531 nt
Organism: Phaethon lepturus (White-tailed tropicbird)
Lineage: Eukaryota; Metazoa; Chordata; Aves; Phaethontiformes; Phaethontidae
Product: intestinal mucin-like protein
Exons: 12
Cellular component (GO): extracellular matrix
Source: RefSeq, a predicted model, not a curated record